Molecule: messenger RNA, 1032 nt
Organism: Naegleria gruberi
Lineage: Eukaryota; Heterolobosea; Eutetramitea; Acrasida; Naegleriidae
Exons: 2
Coding region: 1-1032 (343 amino acids)
Cellular component (GO): nucleus
Molecular function (GO): protein binding
Source: RefSeq, a predicted model, not a curated record
AUGCAACAAAAUAUUAGUGUUGGUCAACAACAACAACAAGCCUUCACUAAUUAUUAUGAACAACAACAACCAUCAUCAUCUAAUAACAAUAUAAUAACAUCAUCAUCAUCAUCAUUUAAUUCUAAUAUUAACAAUAAUAUUAAUUCUAAUAAUAAUAAUAGAAUGAAUCAAAAAGAAAUAUAUACAUAUAAUUCAGAUUGGAUGAUAUAUUCACUUUCAUGGUCAGUUAGAAGAGAUGAAAAGUAUAGACUUGCAAUUGGAUCAUUUAUAGAAGAAUAUAGAAAUAAAGUAGAUAUAAUUAAAUUAAAUAAUGAUAAUAUAUUAGAAAGAGUUGCACAAUUUGAACAUCCAUAUCCUGCUACUAAAAUACAAUUUCAUCCUUCUGCUUCUAUUAAUAAUCCUGAUUUAAUUGCUACUUCAGGUGAUUAUUUACGUUUAUGGAAUAUUAAUAAUAAUAAUUCAACAACUAGUACUAGUAAUAAUAAUAUGAAUGUGAAUAAUGUGAAUAAUGUGAAUAAUAAUAAUAACAUUUCAUCACAACAACAACAACAAACAGUUCAAACAGUACAAAAAUAUCAUACAUUUAAUAAUGAUAGUUCAAGUGAAUUUUGUGCACCAUUAACAAGUUUUGAUUGGUGUGAAUAUAAUCCUAAUAUGAUUGGUACUUGUUCAAUUGAUACAACAUGUACAAUAUGGGAUAUUCCAACAGGUAAAUCUAAAACACAACUCGUUGCACAUGAUAAAGAAGUUUAUGAUAUUUCAUUUAAAGAUGAAAAUAUAUUUUGUACAGUUGGUGCAGAUGGUAGUUUGAGAAUGUUUGAUUUACGUUCAUUAGAACAUUGUUCAAUUUUAUAUGAACAUGAACAAUUACAACCUUUAUUAAGAUUAGCAUGGAACAAACAAGAUCCAAAUUAUAUUGCUACCAUUUCAAUGGAUUCAAAUAUUAUUGCUAAAGUGGAUAUGCCUAGAAAGCGGCUUAUAAGAUUAGUGGCAUUACCUUCCUAUUUAAAUAACCAUAAAGUGGGAAUGUGA